Molecule: messenger RNA, 1313 nt
Organism: Vicia villosa (hairy vetch)
Lineage: Eukaryota; Viridiplantae; Streptophyta; Magnoliopsida; Fabales; Fabaceae
Product: AT-hook motif nuclear-localized protein 28-like
Exons: 1
Coding region: 260-1045 (261 amino acids)
Cellular component (GO): nucleus
Molecular function (GO): DNA-binding transcription factor activity; minor groove of adenine-thymine-rich DNA binding
Source: RefSeq, a predicted model, not a curated record
CUGUCAGAUCUGUCAGCAAAGGACCCCACACUGCUCCAACCAGCCAGCCAGCGGCGCCAUUUAGUCUUUACUUGGAUUCCAAGUUCACCCACCUCCCUCUCUUUUUCUCUAUCUAAUCCUAUCUUUCAAACAUCUCUCCCUAAUAAAAUCCUCUUCUCUUACUUCCAUUUCCUCUUUAGAAUAGAAUCCUCUUCUAUUCACAUAUCACAAACUCACAAACAACUACAAAGAAAAAGAACAUAACAAAAGAUAGAAAAAGAUGUUCUCAAACUUUCAACAACAACACCACCAUCACAACCUUUUUCAAACCUCUCGUGAAUGCCAAACCUCAGAAGACGAUGAAAGCCGAGGCAGCGGUGGGCCCGCCACAUUAACACCCCACAAACCUUUCUCCGCAAUAAGCGGAGGCAGCGACGGUGCUACUAUUGAGAUUGGCCGUCGGCCCAGAGGCCGUCCACCUGGCUCCAAGAACAAGCCCAAAGCCCCACUCAUAAUUACUCACGAGCCCGAGCCCGCGAUGAACCCACACAUUCUCGAAAUCCCAGGAGGUAGCGACAUAGUAGAAGCAAUAUCCCGGUUCAGUAACAGAAGAAAAACCGGGUUAUGCAUAUUAACCGGUUCAGGUACCGUCGCUAACGUUACACUCCGUCAACCUUCGGCUCCUCCAGGCACCACCGUUAUCUUCCACGGCCGUUUCAAUAUCCUCUCCAUAUCCGCCACCUUCUUCGUCCCAUCGGAAUCUUCGCCGUCAUCGCCGCCGAUCCAUAAGGAAUUCUCGAUCUCCCUUGCUGGACCUCAGGGUCAGAUUAUUGGAGGGUUUGUCGUUGGGAGGUUGCUGGCUGCUGGUACGGUGUUUGUGAUUGCUGCUUCGUUUAAUAACCCUAGUUAUCAUAGGUUACCUUUGGAGGAGGAUGUUCGGAAUAAUUCAGUUUCCGGCGGUUGUGAUGAGAAGUCGCCACCGUUGUCCGGUGGUGAGAACUGUUUGUAUAGCUGUCAACUUCCUUCUGAUGUGAUUUGGGCUCCAACGCCAAGAACGCUUUUCUGAAUUCCGAUGAAUAAUCUUUUUUUUUAGCUAUUUUUGGAUAUUUAUUAUGGGUGAUAUUUGGUUUUAGUUGUGAUGGUUUUGUAGAAAUUAACUUUGUUUUUGUAAUUUUGUAUUAAGUAGUAAAUUAGUUGUUAAUUACUACUACUACUUUGAUGGAGAGUUUGUUUUCUAAUUUUAUUUUAGUUUUUGGGUUUGUAAUUGAAUUUUUUGCUUUUUUACUUUGUUGUUGCACUUAACUGAGAAGAAAGCAAAGUUCGAUAUGAUUUUC